This is a messenger RNA of Adelges cooleyi (spruce gall adelgid), 490 nucleotides long. RefSeq lists its product as uncharacterized. The transcript is spliced from 3 exons. The record is from RefSeq and is a predicted model, not a curated record. Lineage: Eukaryota; Metazoa; Arthropoda; Insecta; Hemiptera; Adelgidae. The coding region runs from base 137 to 445 and encodes 102 amino acids.
AAUAUUUUGCAGUCUACAUUAAAACCGAAUAGAUGACGUGGGUUUAUUCAUAUUGCAUACUAAAAUGCCAUCGUCUUAACGUUAAAACAGUUAAGUUCACAUAAGAAUAUUUUCCAGACUCCGAAAAAAACCAAACAUGAAGUACAUAUUGUUAAUUUGCUUAAUGACACUAGGUUUGUUUACGGUAAACACAUCUGGUAGUCCUGUAAGUGUCAUUGAUAAAUUCUUGAAGUCACAACAUGGAAAAGUGUUGACCGGACUAUCUAGAAGUAAUAAGGUUCACGAUAUGCUAAACAAAACAUUUCAUAAACUAGAAGAGACCAACGAUACACCAGAAGUAAAAAAAUCAAUCUUUAAGCCCAUUCCGAGUGAGUCAGUUGCAAACCAAACUAUAUAUCAUCAUCCAGCAAUGGCAGGCAUAAAAAGUGCUCUUAAUUGUAAAUGAUUAAUUUAUUUGUUUUUGUCAUCAUAAUAUAAUGGACUAACCCAA